AGUUGGAAAAGAACACACAGCGAAAUAUCCCGUCUUUUGUCAUCUCCAAUCCCUUCAUUUGCUUCGACAAACGGGGAAGGAAGUGGAACGGAUUUCAUUUUCUUUCUUUAUUAGCCUAUUCAGAUUUGUCUACUACAAUUAUAGGGAAGCAUAGAGAGGUACCUACACAUGGAAAAGAACACAGAGUGUAAGCAACCCAUCUUUUGUCACCUUCAAUCUUUUCAUCUUCUUCUGGUAUAGACAACUACGACAAGGAAGAGUCACCCAUCUCCAUCUCUCUCUCUCUCUCUCUCUCCAGAAAUACGUUCCAAGUCUUGUCUUUUUUUCUCCCAUUCAUUUCCUUUCUGUGACUUUCUCCACGAUGAGGAGUAUAGCAUCUUGUUACAGCGAACAUGCCGUUAAGGUGUCCGAUUUGUAUUGUUCGGGCCCUUCAAACCAGCCUAAUCUCUCAACAAAGAUGAUUCCUUCGACCCCAAAUGCAGUGGGAUGCAUAUACAAAGCCAAACUCUCAACCCAAAAGCAGCUCCUGAUCACGCUCAAUUGGUGCAAUGAACUUAUGGGCCAAGGCUUCAUUAUUAACAUCGAUGACAACGCAUCCUCCCCCUCCAAGUCUAAUUCCAAUUGUCAACGACUGCAAAAGAGCAAAGGCACAAAAAAAUUCCAAUCUUGCAACUCAAAGAUUGAAGUGUUCUGGGAUAUUUCGAAAGCUAAUUAUGAUUCUGGACCUGAGCCGCUGGAUGGGUUUUAUGUCAUGGUUUUUGUUGACUCAGAGCUGAGCCUGCGCCUUGGAGACAAUGAUAUUGAAGACUUAGAAGACAAGAGAUACAACACAGAAACCCCACACGCAAAGUUCUCAUUGGUUUCUAGGAGCGAGCACUUCUCUGGUAAUGCUGUUUAUUCAACUAAGGCACAGUUCUGCGACACAGGAACACCUCAUGACAUCUUGAUCAAAUGUGUUGGAGAAAUAGGAUCAAAGAGUCCUGUAUUAUCUGUUUUCAUUGACAAGAAGAAUAUUUUUCAAGUGAAUAGAUUAAGGUGGAAUUUUAGAGGGAACCAAGCGAUCUUUCUAGAUGGUUUGUUGGUGGAUUUGAUGUGGGAUGUUCAUGACUGGUUCUUCAAUCCAACAUAUGGGUCUGCUGUUUUCAUGUUUAGGACUAGGAGUGGGUUUGACAGCAGGCUGUGGUUGGAGGAGAAGAAUUUGAAACUGAAGGAACAAGAGAAGGUUGGAUUCACGUUGCUGAUCUGUGCUUGUAAGAAAGAAACCUGAUUGGUUCUUUGUUGGUAAUUUUCUUUUUUAAAAUCUGCUUGCUGGUGAACAAGAAAAUUUAUAUAUUAACACAAAAACUGAUUUAUUAACUGUUUCAGUGAUUAUUUUAACAGCAGAAAGAAGAUAUAUAGAUGGUCAAUCUUUUAGUUUAGGGAAAUAUGCCUUACGUGGAUUUGGGAAAACUGUUAUGUGAGUAGGGAUCGAUACAAUUGUAUAUAGAUUCUAAUAGCACAUGGAACAUAUUGUUGAAUGGAUUCUCCCUUUUCUUCUACGGCCACCUCUCCCAAGGCAGAACAUUCUUUCCUGUAGGCCUGCUCGGAAUAUGCGUACGUUACUGGAAUUUGUGUAGAGAAGAACAUUUGAUGCUAGCUGUUGAUUGACGGUAGAUUACAUACGAGAUUAGUUUCGUGUAUUUUGUUUGGUUGGCCUUGGCCCCACUUCGUUAAGAUUAACUAAUCUAUCGGGCCAGGUCUCACGUGGAUUCCUGGGUAGCAUUUAUUUCUUGGCCUUUUGUUGUAUUGGCAACUUAAAAGGGAUUCCGUGGUUAUGAGCUUAAGCUCCGUUUGUACUGGCGGAUGGAAGGAAUGGGAAAGAGGUAAAGGAAUGGCGCAAAAUAUGCCUCUUUCCCUUGUUUGGUAGGAAAGAAAAAUGGAAGAAACGACAGAUCAAUGCUGUAGGUUUAUUACCGUUGUAUCGGGAAAAUUAAUCAUAUCGCCUAACUAAUUUUCUUU
Molecule: messenger RNA, 1998 nt
Organism: Juglans regia (Persian walnut)
Lineage: Eukaryota; Viridiplantae; Streptophyta; Magnoliopsida; Fagales; Juglandaceae
Exons: 1
Coding region: 362-1267 (301 amino acids)
Source: RefSeq, a predicted model, not a curated record